AUGGAAAAGACUGAUUCUUCAAUUUUUAAGGGAACGACAUUUUGGAAAAAGUUGACAGAAAAUGCAUUGAACUUACCGAUACCAAGACCUUUAAGUGAACAUUCAAACACAAAAAUGCCUUACGAAAGGACACAUUUAGAUAAGGUUAAACUUGUAUUUAAUUAUCGAUUAACUAGAGCUAGAAGAUAUGUAGAAUGCGCUAUUGGCAUCCUAACAAACAAAUGGCAAAUAUUUCAUAGGCCUUUGGACGUAAACGUAGGAACAGCUAUCUGGGCAGUAAAAGCAUGCACAGUGUUACAUAAUUUUGUCAGACAAAAAUAUGGAUAUGAUUUUCAAAGCACCCAAAUAGAACCAGAAAUAAACUGUUUUCCUAAUAUAUUAAACGCACAAUCAACCAGAGGAGGCAGUUCUGCAAAUUCAAUCAGGACAACAUUUGCUGACUAUUUUGUUUCUGGAGUUGGAUCAGUUACUUGGCAAGAUGAAUCCAUAGGUUAUUUAUAA
This is a messenger RNA of Myzus persicae (green peach aphid), 501 nucleotides long. RefSeq lists its product as uncharacterized. Lineage: Eukaryota; Metazoa; Arthropoda; Insecta; Hemiptera; Aphididae. The record is from RefSeq and is a predicted model, not a curated record. The coding region runs from base 1 to 501 and encodes 166 amino acids. The transcript has 2 exons.